AAGUGCGUUGAAAGUGCUGUCUACAAUGCAAAGUCCGCCUUACAAUGGCAGCAGCCAAGCGUGGUCGGCUGCUGGGCAAGGCGGGCGCUCCGCUUUUCUUAAGGGGCUGUAGAUCCAGCCAUUCGGGAACCAGGGGCUCGCUGAAACGAGAAUACGAGGCGAUCGUGAUCGGAGCAGGACACAAUGGACUGGUGGCUGCUGCCUACCUGCAGAAGGGGGGGUUAAAAACAGUGGUGCUGGAGAGACGACACUUGGUGGGGGGCGCUGCAGUCACUGAGGAGAUUAUCCCAGGUUUUCGGUUCUCCAGAGCUUCCUACUUACUCAGCCUGCUGAGGCCCCAGAUUUAUUCAGAGCUGGAGCUGAAGAGGCAUGGCUUAAGAGUUCUCCUGCGUGACCCGUAUUCCUUCACCCCACUGUUGGAAGAUGGUCAGGGUGGAAAACCCCCCCGCUCGCUGCUGCUGGGGAACAACAUGGCCGAAACACAGUCACAGAUUGCUCAGUUCUCUGUGCAGGAUGCCCAGACCUUUCCCAAGUAUGAAGCAUUCAUGAGCCGCUUGGUGUCCGCCAUAGACCCUUUGCUAGACACCUGUCCUCUGGACGUGGCUGCUCUCAGGCAGGGCUCUCUGCUUCAGCGGCUCAGGGCCCUGCAAGGCAUGCAGAUCCUGUUUCGUGCAGGCUUUGCUCUGGGUAAACAGCUUCCCCAGUAUUACCAAGUCCUCACAGCCCCUAUUUCCAAGAUUUUGGAUCUCUGGUUUGAGUCGGAGCCCUUGAAAGCAACGCUGGCCACGGAUGCAGUGAUUGGUGCCAUGGCUGGUCCCCACACACCAGGCAGCGGGUAUGUGCUGCUGCAUCAUGUCAUGGGUGAGCUGGAGGGGUGCCAGGGGGCCUGGGGCUAUGUGACCGGUGGCAUGGGAGAGCUAUCCCAGGCCUUGGCUCGUGCUGCUACCAUGCUUGGGGCGGAGAUCUUCACUGAGAAGACAGUUGCCCAGAUCCUUUUAAGCUCUGAUGGGAAGGUGCGAGGUGUUGUCCUGCAGGAUGGAACUGAAGUGAAGAGCCACCUGGUGCUGUCCAAUGCAUCGCCACAGCUCACCUUCCUGGAAUUGACCCCAAAGGAGCAACUGCCACUGGAGUUUGUGCAGAGACUUUCACAGUUCGACACACGCUCUCCAGUCACCAAGAUCAACGUGGCUGUGGAUCGGCUGCCCAGUUUCCUUGCAGCCCCAAAUACAAGCGAUGGGAGUCCUUUGCCUCAUCAUCAGUGCUCCAUCCACCUGAACUGUGAGAACAUGGAGAUUCUGCACCAGGCCUUUGAGGAGGCAUCUCAUGGGAGGCCCUCUAGCAGGCCCAUGAUUGAACUGUGCAUCCCAUCUGCCCUGGACCCCACACUGGCUCCCCCCAGCUGCCAUGUGGUCUCUCUCUUCACUCAGUACACUCCUUACACACUGGCUGAAGGGAGGCAAUGGAAUAAUCAAGAGCGUGAUGCCUAUGCUGACCAAGUUUUUGAUUGCGUUGAGAGCUAUGCACCUGGGUUCAAGGCCUCCAUCAUUGGCAGAGAUGUUCUGACGCCACCAGACCUUGAACGGAUCUUCGGCUUGCCUGGUGGGAAUAUUUUUCAUGGAGCAAUGUCUUUAGACCAGCUGUAUUUUGCCCGGCCUGUGCCCUCCUACUCUAGCUACCGCUCUCCAGUCCAAGGCUUGUACCUCUGCGGCAGUGGUGCUCAUCCUGGAGGAGGAGUCAUGGGAGCCGUGGGCCGCAAUGCUGCUAGGGCAGCUCUAGAGGAUUUCAAGAGACUGUGACCCAGCUGGAGCACUUGGGCUGCCCUGGCUCAGAAAACUCUUCCCGUUGGCAGACAAGCAGCCAGAUGCAACUCCACUGAGCAGUUUUCUCCAGACCUGGUUCCCUUCUCAGGGUUUCCACCCAAAAGCAUCACACUCCUGGCAUUCCACUGAAGCAGAGAAUGAGAUGGACUAUGCCCCUGCUGCUGGGUGUGCCCGUGCCACGAGCAUAUUCGGAACAGGCUUGUUGCUGGCUGACAGGCUUCUCCCACUGUGCUGCUGUUCAACUAGGAGUUCUGCUGUCCUCCAUGGCCACUUCAAGGGAUGCAGCCUGCUAUUCGCACACAAGAAGAGAUGUCAUUUAGAGUUCUGCUGGCAGCUUUUCCAUGGGCAGGAUGGACCAGUGCUCUUUACAGUGUCAUCCUACGUACAGUUACUCCCUUCUGAGCCCAUUGUCUUUGGUGAAUUUAAAUGGGUGGCAGUGCUUCAGGUUUAACUUUGUCACUCUCUGGCUCUCAGUGUUUUUGUCACUGGUGCCCCUUAGCAUUAGUGCUUCUUGUAAGAGGCCCAGCAGUCUGUGCAGUCUUAAGCAGAGUUACACCAUUCUACGGCCACUGAUGUCAAUGGGCUUUUGAAGGGCAUAGCUCUUCUCAAGAUUGCAUUGUUAGGUGCCAAACUUAAAACAAGGCAAUAUAUACUGGUUUCUGUUCCUGAAAAUGUUAAAACCUGGACAUUCUACAGCCAUGGGCUCCAAAUAUAUCAUAAUCCCUUCCUCCGAUGGUUUAGAGGCCAGACAUCUCUCAGGAACAGAGCCGAGUUAUCAUCUAAACCAAGGGACAGAGAGAGUCUGCUGAUGCUCAUAUCAUCUGACCUUGUGGCUCCAAAGCCAAUGCUGGUCAUACCUCACUGAGCCCCAUUCCCAAAGAGCUGUAUUUCUCACUCACAAAGAGCAGCUGCUUGCAAACAUCUCUCUGUGUUCUGGCUGCAAAUCCCAGCUGGGCAGUGGCCAGAAGUCAGCUGCCCUCUCUGACAGGGACCAUGCGGGGAUUUGUGCACUAAGCAACCUGGUUCACAAAUUAGUUGAGCCAGUGCACUUGGCGUUAAUCCAGUUCAAUUCCGUUGAAAUCCUUAUGCAUAAAUCAGUUUGAAUCUAAAUACUCCAGUUUAAUUGGUGCAUGGACGGCCGCCAAAGUGUGUUGACACAAUAAGAAAAAAAUCAAUACCGUACCUUCCUCCCAAGCAAUGAUGGAUUGAUUUCAUGUGAAGGAAUGAUUGAAAAAUCAUUACCGGUUCUCCCUUUAGAAAAUGUGUGUUCAAAGAUGAACCUUUAAAAAAAAAAGAAAACCUGAUUUUUCCUUAUAAUAACAUUGCUCACCUUUGUAGGGAUGCACCAACCAAGGGCAACUAAAAGAGACAAGGCUGCAACCCUCAGGCAGAUAGUCAGCUGUCUCUAGGUGCUCCUUCCUAAAGUAUUGCUGGCAAGUGACACCCAUUCUUUUCAAUGCAGCUUGCUCAGAUACUUUUCACAGAAUGCCACUGAAAUGAAUGGAAGUUGUGGAGCAGCUGUAGGUGGACUUUUCUGUGGUAGACAGCAGGAGUACAUCAUCUCAUACUGACAAAUUUGUUUGUGUAUGUAAAAUCUGAACAAUUACUGAUGCAACACUAAACAUUUUACAUGGUAAAAUCAAAAUUUCUAUCAUGGAGAAACUGAAAAUGCAUUCUUUACAAUUAAUGUC
Molecule: messenger RNA, 3511 nt
Organism: Heteronotia binoei (common prickly gecko)
Lineage: Eukaryota; Metazoa; Chordata; Lepidosauria; Squamata; Gekkonidae
Gene: PYROXD2
Product: pyridine nucleotide-disulphide oxidoreductase domain 2
Exons: 16
Coding region: 45-1796 (583 amino acids)
Source: RefSeq, a predicted model, not a curated record